Paramuricea clavata is the source of this 629-nucleotide messenger RNA. NCBI's taxonomy places the organism in Eukaryota, Metazoa, Cnidaria, Anthozoa, Malacalcyonacea, Plexauridae. The record is from the annotation of a GenBank genome assembly.
AUGAUUCUGGAAGAAUUAAUUGGUUCUUUUGUGACCCUUUUCACGGUACUAAUUCAAACACCGCAUCUGUCUAGGGAAUCUCAAGAAAGAAUCUGUAGCUUAAUAUUCGAAGAAAAUCCUGCACAAGACGAAGUAUGCGAUGGCUGGAUACACCGUGAGUACGAGGAAGAGGCACAGCCCGACUUGCCUUAUUAUGAAGAAGAAUUAUCUGUUUUGGUGCAAACUAAUCAAGAACCAAGGAGAAAUUUCUGCGAAUCAUUUCAGCGAAGUUGUAAGGCAAAUCUGGGAUUAGUAAUCCAAGUUGUUUUCAUUGUGGGCUCGUUGAUAGUUGGACUUGUCUAUCUUGACUUGAGUACAAGUGAUGCGUGUAUAAAUAUAAUGCAUAACAAGCACGCUGUUCCACCUCGCGUUCGAAUUGUUCAAAUCAUUGGGAUUUCUAUAAAAUUACUGCCGCUGUUUGCAUGGCUUCCAACGACGGUGAUUAUGUUGUGGGGUUUCAGAGAGUUCAGAAAGAACUAUUUGUUGUGGUUGUUUAUCUGUCAGUUGCUAACAGGAUCUACUGCUUGUGUUUAUAGGAUUAUUGAAUUCGAUAAUUUGACGACAACUGCCAGUGAUUACAACAAAUACAG